AUGAAGACCCUCAUUGUGCUGGCCCUGUUGAUAGCUGCCGCGGCGGCACUGCCUCAAUUUGGAGGUUUCGGAGGCCCUGGCUUCGGUGGCCCUGGAUUCGGUGGUGGCUACGGACGCCCCGGUUUCGGUGGCGGUUUCGGCGGACCUGGUUUUGGUGGUGGUUACGGACGUCCCGGCUUCGGUGGCGGUUUCGGCGGCCCUGGAUUCGGUGGCGGCCCUGGAUUUGGCGGCGGUGGUUAUUACCCAGGUGGUGGAUUCGGCGGUGGACCCGGCGGCUUCGGUGGUCGCGGUGGUGGUGGUCGUGGCGGCGGCGGCGGCGGCGGCUCAUCCUCUGCUUCUGCCUCGUCCAGUGCAUCGGCAGCUGGCAAUGGCGCUGCUUCAGCCUCCUCCUCUGCGUCAGCCUCCGCCGCAGGUGGCGGCGGCUUCGGUCGCUAA
Molecule: messenger RNA, 435 nt
Organism: Drosophila montana
Lineage: Eukaryota; Metazoa; Arthropoda; Insecta; Diptera; Drosophilidae
Exons: 1
Coding region: 1-435 (144 amino acids)
Source: RefSeq, a predicted model, not a curated record